Molecule: messenger RNA, 355 nt
Organism: Acaulospora colombiana
Lineage: Eukaryota; Fungi; Glomeromycota; Glomeromycetes; Diversisporales; Acaulosporaceae
Source: the annotation of a GenBank genome assembly
CAAUGAUCCACAUCUGGACCAAGUUUCCAUCAAACAGCUUGUAGAAGCCAAAGAAAAGUGGUUGACUGCAUUCAAUCGGAGCUAUGGUUAUACGCUUCGCUCUCUAGCGUUUCCGCCGUUUGACAAUCCUCGAGAUCGUGGUGACCGUUCCAUCAUCUCACUUUUGACAAGUGCUCUUCCGCUUCCAAGAGCUCCUUUGCAAUCUUGCUCCAGCACACACCAAGAAGCUGUUCGUACUCUUGUAGAUGAUCUUGCAGAAUACUCUCGAGAAUGGUGGUCGAACAGAUUUGAAGACGUACUGCGAGAAGUUGAAAGUCGACAAGAGCCACCAGUUAUGCUAAUUGGCGACACGGCA